UAACUUGACAGUUGAGCCGUGACGACUCAACGGCUCUUCUCCUCCUCAGCUCGGCUCCUACAGCGCAUCGCCUGCCGGAGUGAGGCUGACACACACAUUUGCAGUUUGAGGUGGAUUUUAUUCUUCGGACCAGUUUCACAAUUUCCACAGAGCUGAAGCCAGAAUGGACCUGCUGCCCGACAUAUGGAAGCAGGACUACUGGCUUCCUCCAGGUGUGACCUGGAGAGACAUGGAACAGCUGGCAGACUCUGACCGACCCCUACCCCAAGACCUUUUCAUAGCUCUGCCCCUCGCACUGGGAUUUGUGGCCCUGCGCUGUGCGUUUGAGAGGUUAUGUGCCCCACCCAUGGCCAGCUGUUUGGGGGUGAAGAACAAAGUGCAAGUGUGUGCUGCCCCCUCACCGCAGCUGGAGUCUUUUUACACCCAGCAGAGCAGACAGCCGACACAGAGUGAAAUAGCUGGUUUGAUGUCGCUGUGCGGCAAAACCCAGAGGCAGAUCGAGACCUGGUUCAGGCUUCGCAGGAACCAAGACCGGCCCUGUCAAACCAAGAAAUUUGCUGAGGCUGCGUGGAGGUUCUUUUUCUACCUCACAGCCUUCAUUGCAGGAUUGGCCUGCUUGUUUGAUAGACCUUGGUUCUGGGACCGCAGCGAAUGUUGGAGGAAAUAUCCAGUUCAGCCCAUGGAGAGAGCUCAUUACUGGUAUUACAUGCUAGAGUUGGGUUUUUACGGCUCUCUGCUCCUCCGGAUCUCUGUGGAUGUCAAGAGGAAGGAUUUCAAAGAACAGGUGAUUCACCAUUUGGCCACCAUCUUCCUGCUCAGUUUCUCUUACUGUGCUAACUACAUUCGCAUCGGCACUUUGGUGAUGCUGCUUCAUGACUCCUCGGACAUCCUGCUUGAGUCCGCCAAGAUGUUCAACUACGGCACUGGAUGGAGGAGAACAUGUGACACACUGUUCGUUGUGUUUGCUGUGGUCUUCCUCGUGACUCGACUGGUGAUUUUCCCCAGCAAGAUCAUCCAUACCACUCUGGUGCUGUCCAUGGAAGUGUUUGAACCUUUUGUGGGCUACUACUUCUUCAACGUGCUGCUGAUGGUGCUGCAGGCCCUCCAUAUCUUCUGGGCUGGUUUAAUUUUGCGCAUGGUUUAUAAGUUCCUGAAAGGCAAGAUGGAAAAGGAUGAGCGCAGCGAUGAAGAGAGUGAGGUUGAAGAGGAUGAAGACGAGAGAGGAGGAGAGGACAGUGUUGAUCAAGGAGGAGAUUAUUGUUGGGAGAAAAGUAAAGACACCCUGAACUCCAAACUCUCUAUGCUGACCAACAGCUGUGUCCUAAAUAACUUGACCAAUCACAGGGCGUCUGUAGCCGACAGAAUGCGGAAAGCUCAAUAAUGUCUUGAUGAUAACGCUAAAUUACAUAAGGUCAUGAAAUCGAACGACACUGGAUGGAUAUGAUGGAUGUUCAUUAACCUCUUUCCUGCCACCAUGCUUCACUUUUUCUUGAGCGUGGGUUUAGAGAAGUAAAGCCAUAUGGAACUGAGUCUUUAUAAAACAUGUAUUUAGCAGAGGAUAGUUUCGAUCUAUCGACCUCUGGGUUAUGGGCCCAGCACGCUUCCGCUGCGCCACUCUGCUAAUCACCCCAGAUGGGACUCGAACCCACAAUCCCUGGCUUAGGAGGCCAGUGCCUUAUCCAUUAGGCCACUGGGGCAUCUGUCAAUGUUUCAGAACCACUUCCUGUGAGUCACUGUCCAGUGGGGUGGGGGGGUGGGGGGGGCAUAAAAAUGAUGCUAUUAUAUUAAUAUCUAUUGGCAGCGAUGGUGGUGUAAAGUAAAAUCAGGGUAUCAGGAAAGUGUUCAGUGCCUGCCUUAUAUUUGUCUUUGUUGUCGCUCACACUGCAGACUGUUUACACUGUUUGUCAUUCAGCAAGUUCACAAAGCACAUGUAUGAAAACAAUCAAAAGAUUAUGACUAAAAUAUUAACUAGGUAGAUAACCCCGUAGAGACAGGAGUGUUUUCAAUUUUUAUUUUGAAAAAAAAAA
Messenger RNA from Acanthopagrus latus (yellowfin seabream), 2027 nucleotides. Its product is annotated as ceramide synthase 2-like. The record is from RefSeq and is a predicted model, not a curated record. Bases 164 to 1381 code for a protein of 405 amino acids. NCBI's taxonomy places the organism in Eukaryota, Metazoa, Chordata, Actinopteri, Spariformes, Sparidae. Gene Ontology annotation, molecular function: DNA binding; sphingosine N-acyltransferase activity. Gene Ontology annotation, biological process: ceramide biosynthetic process. Gene Ontology annotation, cellular component: membrane. The transcript has 11 exons.